Messenger RNA from Acanthosepion pharaonis, 1200 nucleotides. Lineage: Eukaryota; Metazoa; Mollusca; Cephalopoda; Sepiida; Sepiidae. The record is from the annotation of a GenBank genome assembly.
AUGCCUGCAAUCAGUUUCUUUUCUCUUGUCCGUUACACAUUUAGCAAGUUCAACACAGCCAUCAACUGUUCUUUAUUUUCUUCUUCUUUUUCUCUCUCUCACUCUCUCUCUCACUCACUCUUCUUCUCACUCACUCACUCACUCACUCUUCCUCCCUCUCUCAAUCUUUCCUUCUCUCGCUCUCUCUCAAUCUUUCCUUCUCUCGCUCUCUCUCAAUCUUCCCCUUCUCUCUCUCUCUCUCUCUCUCUCUCUCUCAAUCUUCCCCUUCUCUCUCUCUCUCUCUCUCAAUCUUCCCCUCUCUCUCUCUCUCAAUCUUCCCCUUCUCUCUCUCUCUCAAUCUUCCCCUUCUCUCUCUCUCUCUCAAUCUUCCCUCUCUCUCUCUCUCAAUCUUCCCUUCUCUCUCUCUCAAUCUUCCCCUUCUUCUCUCUCUCUCAAUCUUCCCCUUCUCUCUCUCAAUCUUCCCCUUCUCUCUCUCUCUCUCUCAAUCUUCCCCUUCUCUCUCUCUCAAUCUUCCCCUUCUCUCUCUCUCAAUCUUCCCUUCUCUCUCUCUCAAUCUUCCCCUUCUCUCUCUCUCUCUCUCAAUCUUCCCCUUCUCUCUCUCUUUUGUUGCCUCAUUCUUCCCGUUUUUAUCACUACUUGUCACUUUCUUGCACUUCCUAUCAAUUCCUAGAACUCUUAUCACUUCAUUAUCUAUCUCUAAUAUUAUUUGCAUUUCCAUGUUCAUCUGUUAUUCUUUUGUACUAUUUUGCUUUUUAUCAUUGUCAUUCUUUUUCAUUUCAAAUGUCUAUUUCCAAAUCCUAUUCUCUUUAUUUUCCCAACACAACCAUUUUUCAAUUUUUUCCUCUCUAUUCUCUGUUCAUUUCUGUUUUCUCUUUCACCAUAUCUCUCUUCUUGCCUCUUUUUAAGUCUCUUCUUCUUUUCAUUAAUUUUGACUCAUGGCAAUCUCUUUCCCAUUCUUCCAAACCAAUCAGUUUUUUACUUUCUCUUUUUCUUGCUGAUAUUCCUUAUUCUUUCCUCUUUCUCUGCAACUUCCUCCUUUUAUUAUUUAUUCUCUCUAUUCUUCUCCAAAACUCAACUUUUUUUCUUUUUCUCUCACUAAAUUCUUCUUUUUCUUUUAUAAUCAUGAUUCAGUUUUUCCCAUCUUUUAUUCCUGAUCUCUUCCUUCCAAUUUUUUUUCUUCCUCCUCAUAUUGUAUCUUGA